CUUGUGGAAAAGUGUACACAGACUACAGACGGCCGAUCGACUGGUUCAAUCAACCAGCACAGCAACAUGUCUUCAAGACUAGCUAAAAGAUUUUACCGACCUGAAGGAAUUGAAGACAGUGUUUUGGACAGAGGUGUCACUGCUGAAGCUGAAAAUAGAUGGGUUUUCGAAAUUUCAUGGGAAGUUGUGAAUAAAGUGGGCGGCAUUUACACCGUCAUACGUUCCAAAGCUGGGGUAAGUGUAGAAGAGCUUGGUGAUCAGUAUUGCUUGAUCGGCCCUUACAAUGAAGGUCUUGUCAAAACAGAAGUUGAAGUUAUGGAACCACCGGAAAGCAUUUUUCAAAAUGCAAUCCAAAUGAUGAAAAACUCAGGAAUAAAGGUAGUUUAUGGAAGAUGGCUGAUUGAUGGAUACCCAAGGGUCAUUUUAUUUGACAUUGGAUCUGCAGCGUGGAAAUUAGAUGAAUGGAAACGGGACUUAUGGAAUGUAGCCAACAUUGGAGUUCCCUGGCAUGACAGGGAGUCUAAUGAUUCCAUUAUAUUUGGUUAUCUAGUCGCAUGGUUUUUAGAAGAAUUUUAUAAGCAAGUCACGGAAGAAAGAGAUACCCCUUAUAUUGUUGCUCAUUUCCACGAAUGGCUAGCUGGCAUUGGGCUCAUUCUUUGUCGUACUCGUCACCUUGACAUUGCUACAGUCUUCACCACUCAUGCGACACUUCUUGGAAGAUACUUGUGUGCAGCUAAUUUAGAUUUUUACAACAAUCUGGAUAAGUUUAACUUAGAUAAGGAAGCUGGUGAUCGAGGAAUUUAUCAUAGGUACUGUAUGGAACGUGCAGCUGCUCAUAGCUCCCAUAUAUUCACGACAGUUUCAGAAAUCACAUCAUUAGAAGCUGAACAUUUGUUGAAGCGCAAACCCGACAUAAUUACUCCAAAUGGUCUCAAUGUAAAGAAGUUUAGCGCCAUCCAUGAAUUUCAAAAUCUUCAUGCCUUAGCAAAAGAAAAAAUUCAUGACUUUGUACGAGGACACUUUUAUGGUCAUUAUGACUUUGACCUUGACAAAACUAUAUAUCUUUUCAUUGCUGGUCGUUAUGAAUUCUCCAACAAAGGUGCUGAUUUGUUCAUAGAAGCUUUAUCAAGGCUGAAUCAUUUUUUGAAAAGUGCUAAGAGUGAAAUGACAGUCAUGGCUUUCUUGAUCUUCCCUGCACGUACUAACAACUUCAAUGUUGAGAGUCUUCGAGGUCAAGCUAUUGCAAAACAACUCAGAGAUACAGUCCAUGAUGUGCAGUCAAAUAUUGGAAAGAGAAUGUUUGAAAUUUGUUUAGGGGGUCGUCUUCCAGCUGCAGAUGAAUUACUAACAUCAGAAGAUAUUGUAAAAUUAAAAAGGUGCAUUUAUGCCUCCCAAAGAACUAGUUUACCGCCAAUUUGUACCCACAACAUGAUGGAUGAUUCUAAUGAUCCUGUCCUUAGUCACAUAAGACGAUGUUGCUUGUUCAACACCAGAGAAGACCGUGUAAAAGUGAUAUUUCAUCCUGAAUUCUUAUCCUCAACAAAUCCUUUGUUUAGCAUGGAUUAUGAAGAAUUUGUCAGAGGGUGCCAUAUUGGAGUAUUUCCUUCAUAUUAUGAACCAUGGGGAUAUACACCUGCUGAGUGCACAGUUAUGGGAAUACCAAGUAUUACAACAAAUCUGUCUGGCUUUGGAUGUUUUAUAGCUGAGCAUGUAGCUGAUCCAAUGUCCUAUGGUACCUAUAUUGUGGAUAGGCAAUUCAAAAGCCCUGAAGAAUCAGUUCAACAACUAGCUCAAUAUUUAUUUGACUUUACCUGCCUUUCUCGUCGACAAAGGAUUAUCCAAAGAAACAGGACUGAGAGGUUGAGUGAUCUUUUAGACUGGAAAAAUCUAGGCAUUUAUUAUAGGCAGUCAAGACAAAUGGCUUUACAUAAAACACAUCCUGAAGUACUUGAUGAAGAUACCAUGAGAACGAGAAUGCAAAUGAAGUAUCCAAGACCGAUGUCUGAGCCCCCCUCUCCUCUGAGCUCUCGGGCGUCGACCCCUGCUCCAUCGGAACAUGGCAGCGAUGAAGAGGAUGUCUCAGAAGAUGAUCAAUCUGACGAGCCAACACAUUAAUGCAAAAAGUGAGGGACACAUCAUGAACUUAUCACUUUUCUGACCAUCAGUCAGCUUGUUUACAUUUUUUUUAAAGCAAUAUUAUACAAAGUUUUUCUUUUACAACUUGUUUACCGUUGAUUAUAACUUUUUCCCAUGCUUGGUAGUGAUGCAUAACUUUCUAAGCAUUUGUCACCAUUUUUUGUUGAUUUUAAAUUCUAUGAUUUUUUAACAGUUAAAUAACAUUUUAUACUUGUCUAUCGAAUCUGAUGACGUUUAUGAGAAGUUAUUUAAAAAAAUUUAAAAAAUAUUAUGGUUAAAUAUGUGUAUAUGUGUAAUGAAUUUCCCGAAAGCUGAGCUGCUACUAUAAGUUGGGUUGUUAUAUAUUUUAAGCAUUUUUCUUUCAUAAAACUUUAUUUGUUGUUUGAAAAUGAAUUUAAAACAUGUAUUUCAGAUAGUUUUCAUUAUAAAAUACUGUAAAAAUUAAUCAUCAUCAAUAUAAAUAAUGCAGUUGUAUUUUUCGUACCUAAAUGCAAAUGCUUCCCCCCCCCCCUUAUGAUGGAUUUUAAGCAUUCUUUUAUUUUUGAUUUAUGUAUAUUUUUAAGAAACAUUUUAACAUUGUGAAAAAGUGGAGCACGACUCGUAAGUUUAAAAGAAACGCUUAUACUUGUGAUAAAGACUGGUAUUUCAAUUUGUUGAUUGUUAUAUUAACAACUGCCAACUUGUUUAGUUAGAAUGUGUAUUGUUGGACAAUCCUUUUUUUGUCAAUUAGUCCUAAUAAUUUGUUAUUGUGCCAUAUAUGUUCAUUCAAAUUCUAUAUUUUUAAUUCAGGAUGUAAUGUUCAACUAAAUAAAAUUGUUAUAGUUUUGGAAA
Molecule: messenger RNA, 2967 nt
Organism: Uloborus diversus
Lineage: Eukaryota; Metazoa; Arthropoda; Arachnida; Araneae; Uloboridae
Gene: GlyS
Product: glycogen [starch] synthase-like
Biological process (GO): glycogen biosynthetic process
Cellular component (GO): cytoplasm
Molecular function (GO): alpha-1,4-glucan glucosyltransferase (UDP-glucose donor) activity
Source: RefSeq, a predicted model, not a curated record